AUGGAGCUCUACUACAACAUUGUAUCCCCGCCGUGCCAGAGCGUCAUGCUCGUGGCCAAAAAACUCGGCGUUACGUUCAACGUGAAGGAGGUGAACCCACACGUCGCAGAAGUGCGCGAAGAGAUAAGGAAGUACAAUCCUCAGCACACCAUUCCCACGUUCAUUGAAGAUGGGCACGUGAUUUUUGAGUCGUACGCCAUCGCUAUUUAUCUGGUGGAGAAGUACGGCAAAGAUGACGCACUUUACCCGAAGGACGCCAAGGUGCGUUCCGUCGUCAACCAGCGGCUGUUCUUCGACAAUGGCGUUAUGUUCCCGAGCGCCAUCGCUUACGCCAACUGUCUGUUGAAGCAAAAGAAACAGCCAACGCAAGAGAUGCUGGACAAGCUCACAAAGGCGCUUGGACUGCUGGAGGGUUUCAUCAAGGAACGAGGAUCGUUCGUCGCGGCCACUCAGCUGACGAUCGCGGAUAUCUGUCUGCUGAGCAGCGUCACGUUGCUCGGUGGCCUAAAGUACGAUCUGGAUGCAUAUCCGGCCAUUAAAGCGUGGGUUGGCAAAGUAACCGGGGAACUUCCAGACUACCCCGCAUUCCGUAAGGAGCUUGACGAGAAGAGUUUGGCAUACAUCGCUACCCUGUAA
Molecule: messenger RNA, 636 nt
Organism: Anopheles coustani
Lineage: Eukaryota; Metazoa; Arthropoda; Insecta; Diptera; Culicidae
Product: glutathione S-transferase D6-like
Exons: 2
Coding region: 1-636 (211 amino acids)
Biological process (GO): glutathione metabolic process
Molecular function (GO): glutathione transferase activity
Source: RefSeq, a predicted model, not a curated record